CAGGUACCGGACCAGUUCAAUACACUGAUUCGAACGAUCAGCAGCACGGUGUGUAGGUGUAGGUACGACGAUCCACUGGUUAUAGUACUACCGAUACAGUACACGCAGUGCUUUCCAUCCGACUCGAUUCACCACCCGUAUCUCGACACGUGAACAUGAAAGCUGCGAUCGUAGUUUGUUCCUUCUUCCUGCUCCUUGGUGUGUGCCAAGCCAAAGCGUUCGACGUUCCUUAUUCAAGAGUGGUACAUCCGGGAGAGAAGAUAGAGAAGGAUAACCCAUACUUCAGAUACGUGAAGGAGGGUGACUACAUCCCAGACACCGAAUACGUCUCCGCUGCGUCAUCCGGCAGUCCGGUAAGGUAUCGACAGCCAAUCAAAGGGGGCGGACAGGAAGGACAGUAUGUCCCUGGGGAUGAAGGCAAAUACCGACCGGAGGCUUCACAACGAAACGCAGUGAGCAGUCCAAGGCCUUACGUCCACAGCAACGCGGGUACAUACAGACCGGAGGCAUCCAGGACGCUGUCAGUGAGCAGUCCAAAGCCUUAUGUCAGCAGCGCUGGUACGUACAGGCCAGAAGUGUCUCCAUCGUCUUCGAUAGUGACCAGUCCGAGGCCUUUCGUCACUAGUGGUAGCGGUGCUUAUAAACCAGAGUCUGUAUCGUCGACAGUGAGACCAGCAUCCAACCCGAAGCGAUAUGCUCCAAACAACCAAGCAUUCUUUACCAGUAACCAGAUCAAGUAUCGACCAUCUGCGUCAUCGAUAACCGGAAAUGCUGUGCAGUACUUGGCUCAAGGACAAUACUUUCCAGAUGACACCGGAAGAUAUAUCCAUGACGACUCAGGAAGGUAUAUUCCGGAUUACAGUGGGCUUUGGCAAGACGACGGUACAGGAAGGUACACACAUAUGGAUGUGCCAUACAAACCAGAAGCUACAGUGAUCAGAAAACAGUACCUGAUUCCAUACGGAUUGUUCCCUGGUGCUAAAUACGGUACCUUUGAUGACAGCAGGUGGAGGAUUCUACGCCUGAUCAACGACCAAAACAAAGAAGGAUAUCACUACGAUUUCGAAACUGAAAACGAGAUAUUUGGAGCCCAAGAUGCCGUUAUCCAGAACAAAGGUACAGAAGAUGAAACCAUCAACGCUCAAGGUUACUACAAGUACACAGGACCCAACAACAUCAUCUACGAAGUUGAAUACACAGCUGACGAAAACGGAUUCAUUCCUACGGCAGCACACUUACAUCCUGCUCUGAAGAGGGCGCUUGAAUAUCAACUGAAAUCCAAAGAAAACAACAAAAAGUAGAAGACUAACUAAAUGUUACCACUAUAACUCGAUUUUCUUGAUUUGCCAUACAUUUGUGUUUCAUUUCUUUUUGCGACAUUCAAAUCUAAUGGGAUGAUAAUGCUCGAGUCAUGGAAAUCACUAACUAUGAUAGAAGAGAUAGGCAGUUGUAAUGUUCAACCAUAGUGAAUUACAUUCAUCAAGUGUAGCAGAUUCAAUUGCAUCGUAAGUUUGCCAUGCGAUUUGUCUCACAUAGUAUCAUAAGGGCUCUUCGAGAUGUUCAGAGUCAAGCAUUAUAAUCCCUAUAACAUCAAGACGAGUGAGUAAUGAAUGUCAAGUCUGUGUGAUCAUUAUUAUAUUUUAAGGAACCUGCAAUUCCUAGCAUGCAUCAGCCAUUUUGUCAGGUUGUCGCUUAACUUGGUAGAAGUGGAUAUACAGGGUGAUAUUUCACGAUAGGUAAUUAGUUUUUGUAAGAGUUUGUGUUCCAAAUAGAAAUGAAAGCCUUUCCUAUGCAGUGACUCCGUCCAGAUGAGGAGUUUCAAACGAAAUUGUAACGAUUUGUGUUUAUAUAUAUAGAUCUGGACGUUGACGAUACGAAGAAGGUAGCUAUUAGGUCUUUAUUUAUUUGAAGUUAGUCUAAAACUAAGUUAAAUUCUAAUUUAAUUACCUUUAUGUUAGCUGUGUAAGUAUUUAAAAAGUGUACUUUGAGCGUUGAUACAACUGCAAAAAUAAACAGAAUUAUUUAUGCAAACAUUUUUGUAUUUCUUUAAGUCUAAGCGCAAUAGGCUCUCUUCACCGAAACAAAUUAUUAAUAUUUCUAAUAAAUCAUUUAUCAAU
Molecule: messenger RNA, 2117 nt
Organism: Acanthoscelides obtectus
Lineage: Eukaryota; Metazoa; Arthropoda; Insecta; Coleoptera; Chrysomelidae
Source: the annotation of a GenBank genome assembly